Messenger RNA from Hylaeus anthracinus, 3820 nucleotides. RefSeq lists its product as uncharacterized. Gene Ontology annotation, biological process: positive regulation of fibroblast growth factor receptor signaling pathway; signal transduction; positive regulation of epidermal growth factor receptor signaling pathway. The record is from RefSeq and is a predicted model, not a curated record. The transcript has 6 exons. Bases 466 to 1596 code for a protein of 376 amino acids. NCBI's taxonomy places the organism in Eukaryota, Metazoa, Arthropoda, Insecta, Hymenoptera, Colletidae.
GCGCUCGUGGUGUGCGGUACACGGUAUAGCUCGCUGGUGAUUUCAACGCUCGUAGAGACGCGCUGUUCAACUCGUCAAGCACCGUACGGGAUUGUCGUUGAUCAUCCGUCGCGUUCGAAGGAAAAAUCUUCGUCGAGAAUCAAAACCAACGAGUAAAACUGACUCGAGUUUUCGCGGAAUUUGAGGGACUGUCUCCGACUCGCGAGUGCUACGUCCUCUUCUCGAGGACCGAAUUAGAGGAUCCUGCGAGGUGGAGACUAAACGACAGUGACUCUACAUACAACCAGUGGUCCGUUUGAACAUUUCUCAAGGAUUUACCCCGUCAGUGUCUAACAGUGCAAUCGGAUGCGCUCAAUGCCGCUUGUUCGCCAACUGUAAACAUGAUUCCCGCGCAUUGACGUUACGCAUCGAACCGCGAGUGCGGGCUGCACUCAGCUGUGAAUUCGUAAAAGUGAGAUUAGAGGAAUGUUGAAGCACGUGUCAGUCUCACCAUGGAGAGGGCGAGCAGACAGCGUGAGUCUUGCCUCGAGCGGGGGUGCGAGUAGUUGCGGAAGCGGAAGUCCAACUCCUGGUCACACACCGCCGCCUUCGAGAGCGUCCUCUUGCGCCUCGCUCGCACCCCUAACCGCCCUUUCAAGCUUCUCUCCUGCCGACGCCAAUCCGCAACAGACGACCAUAAAGGUGUACGCGAACUGCCUGCGGCCGGACAUCGAGUACAAGACCCUCGGUAUUACCUACCAGACGACCUGCCGCGAGGUCGUACAGAACCUAUUGAACAAGUAUCGGAUGAGGCACCGUGACCCGAGGCUGUUCUACCUAACCAUGGAGGUCACUGUGAGAAGACCCAACGUGAGGACCGUCCUGCCCCUCGACGAGGACGCGAGGCCUGCCGUUUUGCAAUCGUGUCAUCCUCGCGGCGAUUCCAGAUUCUCAUUGCAGACACGCCGCGGCGGACUUGUCAAAAUAUACGACAGCGCGCUCAUGUCCGGGUCCAAGUACAAGAGCCUGUUGGUCUCCGAGCAGACCACCGUAGACGAGCUCAUCCAGAUGUUGUUGAGUUGCUACAGCUCCAAGGAACGUGUUGAGCAGUUCUCUCUCUACGAGGUCUGCGAAGGCGAGGAGUACCAAAGGAAAUUGCAUCCUGACGACUCACCCCUUAAGGUCACGCAACGGUGGACAAGCGCGGAUCGCCAUCUUCGCAUAAGGCGCAAUCCUGACUACAAUCCGUACAGAAGAAAAAGCAUGUGGGCGUCAGACUCGAGCAUCAGCAUGGCGAUGUCAAGACUGAACCUUCGCGGCAACCAUCAGGCCCAUUACCACCAGACGCACGACAACAACAAUCAUUUGUUGCUGUACCAGCCGAAAGACCACACGUCGAUCAACAACAACAACAUUCACAAGGUGGACCAACACCAUUUGUCGUUGGGCUCCCUGAACCAACAGCCAAGGAUCGUCGUACCCCAUGCAACGCAGCUGCCCCAACUUCAAGUCCCGCGGGUGCAGAACUUGCCUCAGAGUGUCCCGUCGACCCCAAUCACAUCCAAACACGUCACAGCGUCCUCUUACGCGGACUACGAGAAUUAUCUAUUCAUAUAAAAGUUUGGGUUUUUGGCUGCACCCAGCACUAACUUGAAACAAGCGAAUGCCACUCGACGCAAACCCCCGAAGUCUGUCCCAUGUGGAUGUUGAGAUGUCCGAGGUAGACAGCAGAGAUGGGCAAAAUUUUAUUCGAAUAAUACGUGACGAAUACGAGCGAACACUGUCCAAUUAUAUAGAUUUAUUCUGGAGGUUUUUUCGUUUAUUUGAUGAGUAGUUAUGCUGCGUUUACGCGUUCAACGUGAAAUGUAAUUUCGUUAUGUAAUUUAAAGUCUAAAUUUUAUUUAAUAUGUAAUGGAUGAAAUGUCGUUUAUCUUUUAUUCGUUAUUCGAAACUUUCGACUGGACAAACAUUUUGCCCAAACUCUGAUACACAGACGUUAGCUGCACUAUAGUUUCAGUGCGCUGAGCAGUAUUUGAUCGGCGUCAAGUGGCGGCUCCACUGCCAGAAGUUGGCGAGAAGCUGAACAGAGACUUUCGACGAAAUCCGAGAAAAUGCUUCUGUCGCGAUUAGCUCCCGAAGUUUGGUAUUAUUUAUUGCAAAGGCAGUUCAGACGUUUGAGGAAACUGUCACUGAUGAAUUUGGUGUAAACGAAACCACGUGACUGCGAUGAGACUAAAAUGACAGGGUGAAUGACCUGAAUAAGUGCAGGUACAAGAGAAUUAACUUGGUAAUUGUUUUUCUACGUUUUUCUAUUUAUAAGUUGUAAAUUAUGUGAUAAUCUCGAAGCAACGAAACUUCAUUAUCGAUCGUUGUUUAUUGCUAAAACCAUCAGAGAGUAUGACGAGUAUUUUUCAGAGGAACUAAAACAAUUUAAAAUUAUUAAUUUUGUAUAGAAGAACAAUAGAUUAAGGUAUUCGAAGAACAUGGAAAUCUACGUACACGACGUAACUAUAGCCUAAUGCGUUGGUACCAAUGUUUAUACAAGAGUCGACCUUGAAAAGGAAAACUAAAAUGACAAAUUUUGUAAUCCCGGUAAUGUAAUAUGUUAAAUAGCUAUCCCGUCGAUUUAUCAACUAUUUGUCAAAUUUUUGUGUGUUUCGAAUCACUUUGUAUGGAAUCAAUGUGAUACUCUCGUAGUCACGUGGUUUUGUCGAGACCCUGCAAACAGAACAUCGGUAUGAAAAAAUUAGUUUGAGAGGUAUUAGAGGAAGACGGGUUAGUGCUUCAAUUAUGUCGCGUCGGUAAGGAGGAACAAAGAGAAUUUAAGAUUAUAGUCAAUAGCGAGAGAAAUUGUACCAAAGGUAGACGUAUGAAAGUUUAGAUAUCUAAUGUAUCCAGCCGUAUACGUGUAAAUGUUUUAUAUUAGAGAGGUAUUUUAAGAAAAUCGAGAUAUAAUCAGAGGUGGUUUUAUUUUUGAUUAAUGGCGUUAAUUCUUCGGGAUUCGUUCGAACGCAAGUGGAAAAAUAUUUAAUCGAUAUCGAUUCCUCAAAUUAAAUCUAGAAGAAACGAUUAAAAGAAAUAUCAAUAUUCUUAAAAUUUUAUACAUUUUUAAUACAAGAAUAAACAUAGUUCACAGCAGUCCCGUAGGAUUGAAAGUCUGUAUUUAUGCUCCCAGAGGUGCAUUUACUCGAAAUACACCGCGAGACACGGCUUCUAUUAUUUAUUUAUAAUAUCUGUAAAGCGUUUAAGAUAAGAUAGCCUGGAAUAUUAAGUUAUUAUCAGAAUACUGUAUGUAAGUCUCGUGUAAUUUCGUGCAAUCGGAUUAAGCGGGAUUCGAAUAUAUUCGUGUAAAUAGAAUCCAAUGAGUGACGAGUAUUUGAAUAACUUUGGCAAUUACCGUGUGGUCAGUUGCGGAUGCAAAUAUUAACGAUUCUUUAUGCCACGUUUCGUUCCUUUUGCCUUAUUCGAAAUUAACCAGUUUUCCUGUUUUCGCUGGCAUUUAUAAAACGUUAUAUUUUUCUAUACUUUAUUGUACAUAAAUGCUCGAGCGUUUUCCGCGUUCCUCGCCCUUUAUUAAGGUGAACGUUGAAUCCAUUGCCAAAGAAUCGGUACGAUAUGUAUAUGAAACCUGUAGAUUCAACCGAGCCGAGAAAAACGAGGUGGUCAGUAACGUUUCGAGUUCUAAUUUCGAUUUCUAUACUGCAAUGUAGACUAGACGAAUACCGUCACGAGAUCGCCGUGACUUAUUCCAGCAAAUGUAACGAGUACAAUGAACCUUGUAUUAUUCUAACGCGACACAACCACUUAGAAUGUAAAUAUACUUUUGUAUCGUCGUUUGUAA